Molecule: messenger RNA, 1020 nt
Organism: Alternaria burnsii
Lineage: Eukaryota; Fungi; Ascomycota; Dothideomycetes; Pleosporales; Pleosporaceae
Exons: 3
Coding region: 1-1020 (339 amino acids)
Source: RefSeq, a predicted model, not a curated record
AUGCAGUUUCCCAUUCUGCUCGCGGGUCUUUUCCUUGCAUUUAUCACUACAUCAACCGCCUGGACUACUAAUCCAUCUCUUAAGCUUUGGCGAGGUGGCGAUACCUUCAACACUACCAGGCAAAUCGAAAUCGACAAGAUAUGUAGACGCCUACGUACAUUGACAAAACUCAAUGAUAUCGCGAAAAAUGACACCGCGCUGGACGCGACGAGCAUAUCUGCCAAGCUUGCUCAAGAGCGCAUCGACUGGAUCAAAAGCAACCGUGCCGAUAUAACCGCCAAGCUCGAAGAAUUGCAAUCUAACUCAACUCUCACAGCCGAAUGUGACUCUCUCGAUGCGCAGCGUGACGCUUUUCGCGAAUGCCAGGCGUUAAACACGUUGGAGAAGCUGGUAAACUCGACAAAUGGUCAGACUGGUUUCAACCAAGGACCCACUGCGAACUUCCUCAACGACGAACAGAAGCAGGGGUUACAACAAAAGUUUGAAAAGGCGUUGUUGAAGCUACAGGAGCUUAAGGCUAACGCUACGCUGAUGGGUCUCUGUGACAGCCAUGCCGUGUUGCAGCAGAACGGCGCAAUCGGCAGUCAAGUGGUGGACAACAGCGGCGCUAUCAGUAUGACGAAGAGCGCUGCAAGUAGCCAUGAAACACGAGAGGGCUAUAACGGCCGCCCCGAAGGUCGUUGCACAAAGUUUUCGGAUCCUUCUUGGAUGCUCAAGCACGUUCGAAAAGGACAACAGCGCAUUCACCCGAUCGCAAUAUUCGACGUGCAAUCUUCCUCCCCCGCUGUCACCGGCAACGAGCCCUACGAUCUUCUUUGCAGUUAUAGCUGGAAGAGUGCUCUGAAGCCCACCAUUUACGUCUCGGGGACUCCGUCUCUUUAUCAGCCUCCGCGUCUACCAAGGCAGCUACAGGCCGACAAGGGCGCAUUCUGGAUCGAUCAACAUGGCAAGCUGAGUCUUGAAUACUCAUUCGAACCAAUAUUCCAAGCCGUGGCUGUCAUGAAUCCUACCAAACACUAA